Copidosoma floridanum is the source of this 2028-nucleotide messenger RNA. RefSeq lists its product as uncharacterized. Lineage: Eukaryota; Metazoa; Arthropoda; Insecta; Hymenoptera; Encyrtidae. The record is from RefSeq and is a predicted model, not a curated record.
UGUACUUUAAGCGGGACGCAACUACGCGAGAUGCUGUCGGUGUUGUGAGUUAUAAAAGUUGCGAUAAAUCAUUAAUUCUGCUGUUAAAAUUUGUACAAAACACGUGCUGGACACGUGCCGCGUAGAAGGUGCUGAUGGUGGUUGUGUUUGCGUUGUUGUUGUUGUUACCUUGGAAUGACAGACAUCGACAUCGACGACAGUACAAGGAUGCAGCUCGACAAGAUAAUUAAGAAAUUUCGCAAACUAAAAAAUUCGUUUCAUGAUUCCGUGUUUCAGGAAAAAAUGGCUCUCACCUCUGACAACACAGAGUUGAAAGUUGAGUGUCGAAAUUUAAGAGAAAGGCACAACAAGUCGGAGAAACACAGGCAUACUUUGAUUAAAUUGUGCAGCGAGAGCACUCAAAGAAACAAAGCCAGGAUACAGUCCCUCGAGCGAGAGAACAAACAACUAAGAGAUAUCAUCGAUGAUCAGAACCAGCACAUCGAAGAGCAGUCGAAAAAAAUUAACAAACUCAGCAAAGAUGUGGAAAGGUUAGGAAAAGGAAAGGAUGAGGUGAGUAGUCUUAAAGCACAAUUGGAGAAAUUGAAAGAGUAUGAUAAGCUGAAAAACGAGCUGAAACUGCUGAAAAAAGAAAAAGAAGAACAGAGAAGGUUCUGUGAAAAUAAUCAUAUGAACAAACCAAAAGUAAUAGAUUCAAAGUCAAAGCUAAAUCUUUUAAAACAACCCAACUCAGUUAGAAGACAGCUAAGCUUUAGCCACCCAUCUUUUGAGAGCGACACAAAAGCUUCGAAAAACAAAAGGAGGGCUAAAUCUCUUUCACAAUUACGUUGGGCAAAUCUUGAUAUCCGUAUUAAUGGACGUUUGAGCCAAGGAGAAGAUUGCAACACUAGCUCAAAAUCAUCAAAAGAAAAGAAGAGAAAAUUAUAUAGUUCUAAUGAUGAUGCUACGGUUGACAUAACCAGUGACGAGUAGUAUUUGUUAAUCAGCUCUAGUUGUUUUUUUUUUCCUCUCUAUAAAACUAAAGAUUUUGUAACAUAGCUAUAUAUCUCUAGCAACUAUUUUUCUACUUGAAAGAUUACUUAGCGAUAUAAUAUUUGUAUUAUAGUAACUAUUAGAUUCAUAGUUAAAGAACCUUAUAUUAUGUACAAAAAAGUAAUUAAUUAACUUUGUUUUGGUAAUUACUGUACAAAACAAACUAUCACUUUUAAAUCUUUAUUUGGAUUGUCGAAGCUUCAAUCCAUGAGUCAUAAAAAUUUUAUAUUACGUCAGUGUAAAAUUUGACUUUCAAUCCCAUGGAUUGAUUCACAAUAUUGAUUGCGCGACAAAAAAAACAUUUUUGGAAUAAUUAACAAGCACCAGAAAAUUAAGUUUAAGAGUGCCUUAAAUUUCAAAAUGCAAAUUGCUAAUAGAAAAAUUAAUUCGCUUUCGGAGUGAGUGAUGGACGGCUUUUAUUACUUGCUAGCAAUCUUUCGGUGCAGGGAGUUCCAACUAUUCGUAUAGUCGAUCUUUAAGUGGCCGUAAGCACUGAAACCCAUGUGCGAAGGUUUACGGUAUCUUGGCACGUCGACUUCAUCGACAGAUGUCUCCUCCUCUGGAUACAAAGCGAUGUUGCGUGAUCUUCCGUGAUAGUAACACUCCUCCCUGCAAGUCGGUACACACGCGGUUAGGAUUGUCAGAUAAUAUUAAAUUGGAUAAGAUAACGAGUGAUGAAAUCAAAUAAUAUAUGCUGUUGAACAAUUUAAGUAUAGUUUCCGUGAAAUUGUUGAGAUAUGUAAUGAACGAAUGUGAAAUUUGUCUGAGGAAUUACUGUAUUUGUAUCGUGAGGCUAUUUUUUGUCUAUUGUUUAAAGUAAAUUCCUAUUGAUGACGGUUAUCGAUAGUGUUGAUUUACUUCAUUUUCAUCCGUUUCCGAAAAACUAUGGUUGUAUGGUUUUACAGAUAAUAAUAAUUAUUAUUAUUAUUGUUAUUAUUACUAUUAUUUGCGAUAAUGUCUUACUUGUCCUGAAGAAAAUUCAAACCCAAGUAAUAA